This is a messenger RNA of Lacerta agilis (Sand lizard), 2691 nucleotides long. RefSeq names its product GPRIN family member 3 (gene GPRIN3). Bases 259 to 2571 code for a protein of 770 amino acids. Gene Ontology annotation, cellular component: plasma membrane. The transcript is spliced from 2 exons. Lineage: Eukaryota; Metazoa; Chordata; Lepidosauria; Squamata; Lacertidae. The record is from RefSeq and is a predicted model, not a curated record. Gene Ontology annotation, biological process: neuron projection development.
CGGUUCAUUCCGUCUGCGUUUUUACGCGCCAAGCUGCGAGCGGGGAAAGCUGCUCGGUUGCUGCUCCGAUGAGGAAUUUCUCUGCAAGGUCAUCUCUCCUGGCUGCCGGUGCUGCGGCGGCCGCUGCUGCUUCCCCCUGGCUGCGGAAGACCAGCUGCGAGGAAGAGUCGCCUGUGGCCGCACCUCUCUCCACCUAGGCCCUUCUCAGCCAGAAGCUGGGCGAAGCUGACGGGAGCCUUGCAACGCCAUUGCGUUCCCAUGGGGACUGUACCAGAUCCUCUGAGGGCUGCCAAGCGUCCGCUGGUCACCGCUUCCGAGGAGGAAAACGACCUGAAAAGAUUGCAGUCCUCUAAACACCAGCACAAGCAAGCGAGCAUAGAGAGCAACAGUAAUGGAUUUCCUUUCACUGCCAAGGCGCAACCCGCUGGAGAUCACCUGCUUGAAGGGAACUGCGGGGCGGAAGCGGACGCUGCAGUGGGCGAACGGCAUUGUGGGUAUGACACUGGGAAACCAAGUAUGUUUUCUCCUGGGUCCUCCAGCCCAUCCAAAGAAGACUGCCUAGCAGUUCUGGAGCGGGAAAGCAGCAGUGAUGCCGGAGCUCAAGGCCAGGACCCAGGAAAAGAACACGUUGCAGUCAAGGCAUCUGCUACCCAGGAAGCCAAUGAAAUUGUGCCAAGUGGUGCUGGAGGGCGACUUUGCAGUGCAGCAGGUAAGGCAAGCUCUCUGCCUGGAGGUGGUGGCGGAGUCACAGAGAGCAGAACUCAUGGCACGUCUUCUCCUCCUUCAGGUGCCCAGCACGCUGCUCCAACCACAAAGGAAAUUGUUGGCGAAAGGAUUGGUCCCGAAGUGACGCAGGUGCCAGACUCGGCAAAGGAACUGGAGCCUGUCUCUCAUCUUGCGCUGAAGGCCCACGGUUGCUCGGAUGUAGAGCCAAAGGGCUCAAAAGAGGCAGGCUCCAAUCCUGGCUCAAGAACUGCACCAGAGAUGGUCCCCAAACCCAGCCUUGGGAGCACACCGCAGCCUUCGUGUAGUGACAAGGCUGUGGGGAAGGUAGGGCCUGAGCCCUCCGAGUUCAAGGACACAGGGACCACGAUGGUGCAACCUGAGGGUGGGGUUGCAGGUGGGGAGGUCGCAAGCAGGACUCAUCAGGAUGCCGGGGUGCAGGCUGUAGCUAGCAUGGAAAGCAGAUCAGCGUCCACCAGCCCAAGCAUCUUUGCUGCAUUCUUACGGGAAAACAUGCCUCCCCAGGCAACACAGAAGCAAGAGCAGUUGCACAUCAUUUAUGCAGGAGCUGGCGGGAAGGAGCAAUCGGAAAUCGUCGACGACUUUGCGGCGCUUGUCCAGACAGCCGUGUCUGCUGCCACUGUGACCGAAGCCCAUAUCCAGGCAGCAGCUGCAGUAGACGGGGGGUUGGCAGUUCAGGCUGUCAAACUUCAAGAGGGCACAGCAGGCACUCAUGAUACAGCCCACUCGACUUUGUCAGGCGACGCGACGUAUCCUUGCCCACCCGCAUCUGGCAGUGUGCAAGAAACGUCGUCCAAGGUGACAGAAGCACAAACAGCAAAUGCAGCCAGCCAUCGCAGCGAUGCUUCCCAGCAGCUGCCGGACUCUUCAGUCUUGCUGAAGGCAGCACUGAUUCACCAGAUUACUGUCAAUGGCAGCGCUUCCCCGCACCCUGCGAGCAGCGAAACCAAGCUACCUCCACCUUCUGCUCUCCCAGGAAUCAAUAGCAGACCUCAGCACCUUGGACCCUCCUCUGCUGCGGAAAGCCAACAGACACCUCCAGCCUCCUGCAGCAUAUCUGAACAAGACAAGGCUCUCAGCACCACUGGUGGCACUCCCGAUAGCGGUUGCAGAGAGCAGCUGCGCACUGAGAUGGUUAGGAGUCUUGAGACAGUUCCGGCCAGCCUCCACGUGGACGUCAAACCAAAGGGGGAAGGGAAAUCCGUCCCUCUCAGUCCGAAGGAACAGGGGACAACUAACGCUGCAGUAGUGACUAUUGCACCCCCGACCAUGUGUGCCCCGGCCACGGCAAAAAUUGAGCAGGAUAAACUUCCAGACAAAGAGGCGGGGGGAUUUGGCAUUCGGAAUCUGGAAGCUGAGUCUGGGUUGAGUGGAAAUUUUGGCCCUGGCCUAGGAACCAAAAGCAACAGAACUAAGAAGGGAGAGAAGGGCAAUCUUCCAGCCUCUCCUGCUUUGCCCUUGCCAAAGCUCGGCGAGAAGAAGAAAGAAGGCAAAUCUGCCGUGGGGGGCAAAGGGCACCUGAAGCAGUCUAAGCGCGUCCGGGAUGUCGUGUGGGACGAGCAGGGCAUGACUUGGGAGGUUUACGGGGCCUCCCUUGACCCCGAGUCGUUGGGGGUCGCCAUCCAGAAUCACUUGCAGAGGCAGAUUAGAGAACACGAAAAACUGAUUAAGGCCCAAAACAGCCAGACCCGGAAAUCUGUUUCUUCGGAUACGUCUUCAAAUAGAAAACUUAAAGGGAGGCAGCACGGUGUUUUCCAAUCCAUGAUGCAGAAUUUCAGGCGCCCCAAUUGCUGCGUUCGCCCUGCUGCUUCCUCUGUGUUGGAUUGAAAGAGUUGGGAAGGCGACGAGCGUCUGUUUGUAGCCAUUUGUUUCUGUGUGUGCACAGAAAUCUGUAGAAGAUAAGCCCAGGAGCUCGGCUUUGAUGCUUGAGAUUCUGAUAUAAAGAUU